This is a messenger RNA of Hylaeus volcanicus, 3316 nucleotides long. Its product is annotated as laminin subunit alpha-1-like. The transcript is spliced from 14 exons. The record is from RefSeq and is a predicted model, not a curated record. Lineage: Eukaryota; Metazoa; Arthropoda; Insecta; Hymenoptera; Colletidae. Bases 452 to 3316 code for a protein of 954 amino acids.
UUCGAAUGUGCGAAGGUGAUUAUUAGGAGCGACUGAUGCUUACAACGUGCAGUGAUUAAUUGUUUUGAUUUUCUCUCUGUUCGCUCGGAAAGUAAAGGAUUCGAGUUGUAAAGGUGCAACUGUAUUUUCGCUGAACGUUGCUGCAGCGAACGUGGCGCGAAAAUGAACGUCGAUUCGAACGACUCAAGCGCGAGUGAUCGACACGCGUGACACGGAAUGAUAUCGACGUCGAUGGAAAGAGAAGAUACGAGGAUAAAAGUGCGAACGAACGAUCCGUGGCGAAUCAACGAACGCCGGAACAGUGAGAUCGGCGUGAAAACGUCAGUCACGAUCGUCCUGGACCGAAGACUAGUUUAAGAAUUUCGCUUUCCCGUUGAUAUAUGAUUCGCGAGUGCGUGAAUGGUUGCCUUUGUUUCAACGAUAUCUCGAAUUGCGGAUAUUCUCGUGAAUCAUGGCCGUUCGAAUGCACCGAUAUUUUUUAAUGUUUCGACGUCUCCUCCUUGUCUUGUUGGUUCUGUGGAAUCUGGACGCCGCGCACACCGCCCGUGGAUUUAGACACAGCAUCAAGCACGGUUCGUCUGGACUGUAUGGCGGGAGCAAAAGCUCGAAGAAUAGUGGCCUCUUUCCAUCGACUUUUAACGUCGCCGCAAAGGCAAAUGUUUAUGUGAACGCAACCUGCGGUGAAGAGGGACCAGAGACAUUUUGCAAACCCUCCGAAUCAUCAAGAUGCGCGGUUUGCGACGCGAGGAGUCCCGAUCCCGGCAAAAGGCAUAAUAUUACCAACAUCCUGGACUCGAAUCCUGGAAGGUGGUGGCAGAGUCCCACGCUUGCAAGAGGGGACCAAUUCGAGUAUAUAACUAUAGUUUUGGAUCUUAAACAGGUGUAUCAGGUGGAAUACGUGAUAGUGAAAGCAGCGAAUUCACCACGACCGGCAGCUUGGAUUUUGGAGAGAUCCCUCGACGGUGAACACUUUCAACCAUGGCAGUAUUACGCGCCGAGCGACGAAGAAUGUUGGUCGCGGUAUUCCGCGCCGCCAGUUUCCGGAAAACCCGUUUACAUCGGUGACGACGAAGUCAUAUGCACCAGCCUUUACUCCAGACAAACGCCUAUGGAAAACGGAGAGAUCCAUACUCAUCUGGUGAACGGCAGACCUGGUGCCCUGAAUCACAGCACGACCCUUCAAGAAUUCACUAAAGCUAAAUACGUGCGGCUACGACUUCAGGGUCUUCGACGUAACGGGGAAGCGAUCGUGGACAAGAAACGAGCAUUUUACUCGAUAAAGGAAAUUAAUAUCGGUGGAAGAUGCUUGUGUUCCGGACACGCGGCUCGAUGUCGGUACAGCGUUCAUCACGGGGAGCACACAGCUGGUAUUAAUUGCGAUAAGUGUCAAGAUGGAUAUUACAGGCCAAACGGUGUUGCCCCUGAUGCACCUGAACCAUGUUUACCGUGCAACUGCAACGUACAUGGUAGCACAGGGUACUGCACUCCCGAUGACUCCUUCACGCACAUGGGAAAGGUAGCAGGUGCGUGCGAUUGCAAACCUGGCUAUUCCGGCUACAAAUGCGACCAGUGCGCUGCUGGUUAUCGUCAGUUCCCCGACUGUAUGCCCUGCCCGUGCGAUUCCCGUGGGAUCCUUCCAUCUCACGACUGCGAAGGGGACUGCCUCUGCAAGGCGAACGUCGCGGGCGAAUUCUGCGACAAAUGCAAGCCGGGAUACUUCGGCCUGACUAAAGAGAAUCUCGACGGUUGCGUUCCGUGUUACUGUUUCGGAGUCAGCGACCGUUGCAGCGUAGCGAAACUGAGUUAUUCCGCGGUGUCGUCUUUGGAAAAUUGGCUAGUCACCGACAUGAAUGCAUCCCGUGCCAUUGUCCCCGUUUUGGACACGGAUAAUGGUUGGCUGACGGUGGCAGCCUUUGAGGUCGAGUACGAUAGUCCUUUCUGGUUGGCCCCGCCAAUUUAUUGCGGCAAUCGUCUCUCGUCUUACGGCAGCAAUAUUACUUACUCUGUCACCUGGGUCGUUAUGCGCGGCGACACCAGUGGAAAUCCAACCGCAGGACCCAACCUUAUUCUAGUUGGUAAUAACGGCAUGCGGAUAGCUUACGGCGAGGAACAAUAUAAUGGCCAGGAAGCGGAGAUCAGCGUUCCUCUGCGCGAAAACGGCUGGUAUCACGUACGCAGCGAGGUUCAAGAUAUUCCUACCAAACUAAGGAGAACCGAAUUUCGAGGAGAUCCUGUUACGAGGGUACAAAUGCUGCGAGUUCUUGCGGAUUUGAAGUAUCUAAUGAUAAGGGCGCAGUAUCACUCUGUCCAGAUCGAAGGAAGUCUCCAGUUUGCAGUGCUGUCGACAGGAGCAGUCUCAGUUAACGGAGAGAACAAUAGCUUAGUCGAGUUGUGCGAGUGUCCCGAAGGAUACACAGGACUCUCCUGCGAGGAUUGCGAGUGGGGAUACGUGAAAGUGUUAAAGAACGGGACGGAUCAUCGGGACCAACACAUGUGCGUCAAGUGCGAUUGCAAUGGACAUGCAAAUACUUGUGAUCUCGUGUUGGGAGAAUGUACGACUUGCGAGCACGAUACCGUGGGGCCUAAAUGUGACCGUUGUGCUCUCGGUUUCUAUGGUAUUGCCCUCAGGGGUACACCGAACGAUUGCAAGAGAUGCGCCUGUCCACUUUUAAACGAGUCGAAUAACUUCAGUCCAAACUGCCAGCUCGACGAUCCUACUGAUAUCGAUAGUGGAUACGUUUGCACACAGUGCCCGAAAGGAUACACCGGCGACCAUUGUGAGAGCUGCGACAUAGGAUUUUUUGGAAAUCCUUUGAUCCCUGGUGACACUUGCGAGCCGUGCCUUUGCGGCGGAGGUCCUUGCGAUCAGGAAACAGGACGCUGCCUGGAGUGCCGUGGCAAUACAGAGGGCUGGAAAUGCGACAAAUGCAAGCAAGCUCAUUACGGAAAUGCGUUGGAACAGAACUGCUUACCUUGCGACUGCGACCCCCUCGGCAGCAAUUCCGUCGAAUGCGACGAGAGCGGCGGUCAGUGUCCCUGCAAGCCUUUGUUCGAGGGUCGUGACUGUUCCUCCUGUAUCGAAGGUUACGGGAACGUGACUGCAGGUUGCCGGGAAUGCGACUGCGACGUGGGUGCCCUCGACGAGGUCUGCGAUCCCGUAACCGGUGAAUGCAGGUGCGCGGACGGCGUCCUUGGCUUCCGGUGCGAUCGUUGCGACGUCGACCAUUACGGCUUGUCCGUGGGAGGCUGCAAAGAGGUUGCAGGUUCGGAGCAACAAAGUCCAAUCUGGAAGCCUAGAAAUUCAGAGUGUUUGUAA